Molecule: messenger RNA, 4576 nt
Organism: Myotis brandtii (Brandt's bat)
Lineage: Eukaryota; Metazoa; Chordata; Mammalia; Chiroptera; Vespertilionidae
Gene: TBCK
Product: TBC1 domain containing kinase
Exons: 25
Coding region: 186-2765 (859 amino acids)
Biological process (GO): protein phosphorylation
Molecular function (GO): protein kinase activity; ATP binding
Source: RefSeq, a predicted model, not a curated record
GCGCUCCCGGGGCGGCCCCUUUUGCAGCCGCACCUGACAAGCAGGCCCCGGUGCACUAAGCAGUAGCGGCGACCCCCGCCAGAGAGACAGCCCUGGGGCCCUGUGUAGAAGCUCCUUCCCCUUGUCUCUGUGUCCGCCUGCGCCCCCAGACUCUGAGAUUAUCUUGGAAGGUCUAGGACUCCGAGAUGUUUCCCUUGAAGGAUGUCGAAAUGGGUGCCUUUACCUUCUUUGCCUCUGCUCUACCACAUGAUGUUUGUGGAAGCAACGGGCUUCCUCUCACACCAAAUUCCAUCAAAAUUUUAGGGCGCUUUCAAAUCCUUAAGACCAUCAUCCAUCCAAGACUGUGCCAAUAUGUGGAUAUUUCUAGGGGAAAACAUGAGAGACUGGUGGUAGUGGCUGAACACUGUGAAGAGAGCCUAGAAGAUUUACUCCGAGAAAGGAAACCUGUGAGCUAUUCAAAGGUUUUGUGCAUAGCAUUUGAGGUACUCCAGGGCUUGCAGUAUAUGAACAAACAUGGGAUAGUACAUCGGGCGCUGUCUCCUCAUAAUAUCCUUUUGGACCGAAAGGGACAUGUUAAAUUGGCUAAAUUUGGACUUUAUCACAUGACAGCUCAUGGUGAUGAUGUUGAUUUUCCAAUUGGGUAUCCAUCAUACUUGGCACCUGAGGUAAUUGCACAAGGAAUUUCCAAAACGACUGAUCAUAUGCCAAGUGAAAAACCAUUGCCUUCUGGCCCCAAAUCAGAUGUAUGGUCUCUAGGAAUCAUUUUAUUUGAGCUCUGUGUGGGAAGAAAAUUAUUUCAGAGCUUGGAUGUUUCUGAAAGACUAAAAUUUUUGCUUACAUUGGACUGCGUGGAUGACACUAUAAUAGUUCUGGCUGAAGAGCAUGGUUGCCUGGACAUGAUAAAGGAGCUUCCUGAAAAUGUGAUAGAUCUUUUGAAGAAAUGUCUGACCUUCCACCCUUCCAAGAGGCCAACCCCAGAUGAAUUAAUGCAGGACAAGGUGUUCAGUGAAGUGUCACCUUUAUACACCCCAUUUACAAAACCUGUCAGUUUGUUUUCAUCUUCUCUGAGAUGUGCUGACUUAACUCUGCCUGAGGAUAUCAGUCAGCUGUGUAAAGAUAUAAACAGUGAUUACCUGGCAGAAAGAUCAAUUGAGGAAGUAUAUUACCUUUGGUGUUUAGCUGGAGGUGACUUGGAGAAAGAGCUUGUCAACAAGGAAAUCAUUCGAUCCAAACCACCUAUCUGCACACUCCCCAAUUUUCUCUUUGAAGAUGGUGAAAGCUUUGGACAAGGUCGAGAUAGAAGCUCGCUAUUGGAUGAUACCACUGUGACAUUGUCAUUAUGCCAGCUAAGAAAUAGAUUAAAAGAUGUUGGUGGAGAAGCAUUUUACCCACUACUUGAAGAUGACCAGUCUAAUUUACCUCAUUCAAACAGCAGUAAUGAGUUGUCUGCUGCUGCCACGUUGCCUUUAAUCAUCCGAGAGAGGGACACAGAGUACCAGCUUAACAGAAUCAUUCUCUUUGACAGGCUGCUAAAGGGGGCUAUUCAUGCCAAGUAUGAUGCAAUUGAUAAAGAUACUCCAAUUCCUACAGAUAGACAAAUUGAAGUGGAUAUUCCUCGUUGUCAUCAGUAUGAUGAACUGUUAUCAUCCCCAGAAGGUCAUGCAAAAUUUAGGCGUGUAUUAAAAGCCUGGGUAGUAUCCCAUCCUGAUCUGGUGUAUUGGCAAGGUCUUGACUCACUUUGUGCUCCAUUCCUAUAUUUAAAUUUCAAUAAUGAAGCCUUGGCGUAUGCGUGUAUGUCUGCUUUUAUUCCCAAAUACCUGUAUAACUUCUUCUUGAAAGACAACUCACAUGUAAUACAAGAGUAUUUGACUGUGUUCUCUCAGAUGAUUGCAUUCCAUGAUCCAGAGCUAAGUAAUCAUCUCAAUGAGAUUGGAUUUAUUCCAGAUCUCUACGCCAUCCCUUGGUUUCUCACCAUGUUUACUCAUGUUUUUCCACUGCACAAAAUUUUUCAUCUCUGGGAUACCUUGCUACUUGGAAAUUCCUCUUUCCCAUUCUGUAUCGGAGUAGCAAUUCUUCAGCAACUGCGGGACCGGCUUUUGGCCAAUGGCUUUAAUGAGUGCAUUCUUCUCUUCUCUGAUUUACCAGAAAUUGACAUUGAACGUUGUGUACGAGAAUCAAUCAACCUGUUUUGUUGGACUCCUAAAAGUGCUACUUACAGACAGCAUGCUCAACUUCCAAAGCCAACUUCAGAUAACAGUGGAGUCAGAAGUUCAACACCUUAUUUCUCGGAGUGUCCAGAUACUCCAAAAACAGAUCUGUCAAGAGAAUCCAUCCCAUUAAAUGACCUAAAGUCAGAAGUUUCUCCCCGGAUUUCAGCAGAGGACCUGAUUGACUUGUGUGAGCUCACAGUGACAGGCCACUUCAAAACACCCACCAAGAAGACCAAGUCCAGUAAACCGAAGCUCCUGGUGGUUGACAUCCGGAAUAGCGAAGAUUUUAUUCGGGGUCACAUUUCAGGCAGCAUCAACAUUCCAUUCAGCACUGCAUUCACCGCAGAAGGGGAACUUACCCAGGGCCCUCACACCGCUAUGCUCCAAAGCUUCAAAGGAAAGGUCAUUGUCAUCGUGGGGAAUUCUGCCAAGUACACAGCAGAGUUUGCAGCACAUCUUGUGAAGAUGAAAUAUCCAAGAGUCUGUAUUCUAGAUGGUGGCAUUAAUAAGAUCAAGCCAACAGGCCUCCUCACCGUGCCCUCUCCUCAAAUCUGAAGAACCAGGAGGAUGACUGUCAAAAGGACAGAGAGGCAUCAGCUCCCAGCAGCGCAGCUCCUCACAGCCUUACCGCGCGAAGACAGAACUAGGCUUCGGAGUGUUACAUUUCCAUACAGUGUUGUCAUGAGACUUUUUUUUUAAUCUCAUGACCCAAAUGUUCAACUACCCAGCAACAAACUUGACUGCACAUGUGUUGUUGAAAGAAUUUUCUUAACAGUGAAAUCUGAUCAUGUAUUUUUAGCACAUUGCGACAAUAAGCCAGAAUUCAGCUGACAAGGCAGACGUAGCAUUAUCAAGAAAUCUUACUUGCACUAAAAAAAGCUGUCUUCCAUUGCACUGAACAGACAGCCCUAACAAAGGCAUUUAGAAAUAUAGAUUGAAUGUGAGCUGAAAUCAUCGUUCCAUGGUAAUGAAAAGUGAAAGGCUAUUCAUAAUGCAUUCCUUAUAAGUAAAUGCUACAUUUCUAACUCAUUUUUGGCCCAGACAAGUUGUGUGUGUGUGUGUGUGUGUGUGUGUGUGUGUGUGUGUGUUUAGAGGAAGAAGAAUUUACUCAUUGAAAAAAGUAAUAAUAGUCUUACAGAAAUGUGAAACCAUUCAAAUUAGAUAGAAUAUUUGUUCAGCUUCUGUAGCAGAGAAACCCCAAAUAAGAGUGACUUAAACAAACUAGAACUUUCUUUCCAUCUCACUUUGUCAGUCUAGGGACAGUAUGUUUUUUCAUAAUAACUAAGAACUCAGGUGUCUUACUGUUUUACCACCCCCAACACACUGUUUCCAUCUCAUGGAUCAAUAUGGCUGCUCAACUCUCACCAUCACAUCUGCAAUUCAGAAGGAAGAAAGGAAGGAAAGAAGUUUGGAGGGGAGAAAGAAGGAAGGAAGAAAAGAUGAAAGAGAAGAGAGAAUAUGCUUCUUCUCUAAGGACAAAAAAAACAGAAGUUGCACAUAUGAUUUCCAUUUACAUACCAUUGGCCAGAACUUAAAUAUAUGGCCACACCUAGCUAUAAGGAAAACUAGGAGUAUAGCCUUUGGCUGAGUGGCCAUUUACCCAGCUUAAAAGAAAAAAAAAAUCUGAUAAAAGGAGGUCACAUAUUGAAGAACAUCUAGCAGCCUCUGCCACAUUAUUCUAAAAAUUAACUACUAUACUUCACUGAAUCAUAAACAUACCACAAUUUUAUGUACCAUGAAGGAAGAAAAAUGCAGCCAAAUAAACUGUGACACAGCAUCCUAUAUAAUAAAAGCCUAAUAUGCAAAUUGCCCCCUAGACUGGGAGUUCAACCAGGGGUUGGGGCUGGCUGACCAACUGUGGGAAGGGAAGCCUUGGCUGGUAGCGGCAGUAGGCAGCCAGGUGAAGGGAGGCCCCAGCCAGCAGCCAGCAGCUGCUAGGGACCCUAGCCAUGCAUGAAUUUUGUGCACUGGGCCUCUAGUCAAUUAUAAGAUGCAUCCCCAUUUCAAAAAUGUGAAAAAUAUGCAUCUUAGCAUUAUUGAAAUAGAGUAUAUCUAUGACUAUCUUCAAUUUUAUUUUAACUAAAACAUGUUCUUUCAUCUUUAACUUAUGUUCCUCUGUAGUGUUAGGACUACCUAGGAAGAACAUUUUAAUAAGAGCCUCAAUUCAACUUUCUGGGCUAUGGUUUUAUUGUUGCUGUUUGUGUUGAGUUUUUGUAUCUAUUUUUUUUAUUGAGAUAAUUUACAUACCAUAAAAUUCACUUUUUAAAAUGUACAAUUCAGCAUUUUUUCGUAUGUUCACAAAAUUGUGUAAUCAUCAAAUUUCAGAACAUUUUCAUCACCCCAAUAAAGAAACCCUGUACCUGUUA